Molecule: messenger RNA, 3672 nt
Organism: Suillus fuscotomentosus
Lineage: Eukaryota; Fungi; Basidiomycota; Agaricomycetes; Boletales; Suillaceae
Product: carbamoyl-phosphate synthase L chain, ATP binding domain-containing protein
Exons: 21
Coding region: 1-3672 (1223 amino acids)
Molecular function (GO): ATP binding; metal ion binding
Source: RefSeq, a predicted model, not a curated record
AUGUCACUCAAUAGUGAAUACACAAGCCACAAGCUAUUAGUUGCAAAUAGAGGAGAGAUUGCUGUUCGCAUCAUUCGAACUGCUCAACGGCUGGGUAUAGCAACAGUAGCCAUCUACACCUCGUCAGACGCCCUCUCCCCUCACGUCGCCAUCGCAGACGAAGCCGCUCAUUUGCAGAACUACGCCGGCGACCAACAACAACUAGCAUCAGAAUCGAAGCUGUAUUUAUCCAGUGCUACCAUCAUCUCGAUAUGCAAGCAGCAUCGGGUUACCAUGGUUCAUCCAGGCUAUGGUUUCCUCUCGGAGAAUGAGGAAUUUGCUCUUUCUGUAGAGGCAGCCCAGAUGAUCUGGCUCGGUCCCCAACCAGACGUUAUUCGGAUCAUGGGUCUAAAACAUGAAGCCCGACAUCUUGCUGCGAAUGCUGGCUUGCAACUCGUUCCAGGGUCUCAAGGACUUGUAAACACUCUCGAUGAGGCCCUAAACAUAGCAAAUACGAUUGGUUUUCCUGUGAUUCUGAAAGCGACAGCUGGGGGAGGGGGCAUGGGUCUUAUUGUUUGUCAAAACGGCAGCGACCUCUCCAAGUACUUUAUCGGUGCUCAAGAAAGGGCAACUUCAAUGUUUCGUAAUGGGGGAGUUUUUAUUGAACGAUACUACCCUGCAGCACGGCAUAUCGAAAUCCAGGUGUUCGGUAAUGGACUGGGUGAUGUGGUACACAUGGGGGAGAGAGAAUGCAGCGUUCAAAGGAGACAUCAAAAGGUCGUAGAAGAGACCCCGAGUCCAUUCGUCACAGGUCAUUCAGGUCUUCGUGAAGAUAUGUGUAAUGCAGCCGUGAAGCUGUGCAGAGCUAUCAAAUAUGCAUCCGCAGGUACGGUGGAAUUUCUUGUGGACGAUGAGUCGGGCGAGUUUUUCUUUCUUGAAAUGAAUACACGUAUCCAGGUCGAGCACGCCAUCACAGAGGCUAUACAUCCUGGCCUGGACCUCAUAGAAAUGAUGGUAGCACAAGGAAUUGCACAGCAGUCUGAGGCGAGAGGUCUUGAUCAUGCGAAUCAAAGCAUGAUGCAAGCUAUCUAUGACAAGAACCUUGCUGAGUCUCGCAUCCACGCCAUCGAAGCCAGAGUCUAUUGUGAAAACCCCUCAGAAGGCUUCAAACCCAGUCCAGGCAUCCUACAGCUCGUGGAAUUCCCAAAAGAGAUUUGGCUUCGCGUUGACAGCUGGGUGUCAACGGGAACGGAAGUAACUCAAUUUUUCGACCCUUUACUAUGUAAAUUAAUCGUGACCGGUUCAACACGAGAACAAGCAGUUUCAAGAAUGGUUCAAGUAUUGAAAGCCUGCAAAGUCUUUGGCCCGCCAAACAACCUGGCCUACCUCGCUUCAAUAUGUAACAGCACUGUUUUCAAAAAAGGGAAGGCCACGACACGGUUUUUGGACAACUUUGAUUUCUCCCCAAGCGCAUUCACUGUGCUAUCAGCUGGUAUUGAAAUGACUAUCCAAGAUCUACCCGGCAGGCGUAUCGGGCUAGGCAUCCCGCGAAGCGGCCCCAUGGACUCUCAGGCAUUCAGUGCAGCCAACAUACUGGCUGGCAAUACACCGGAGACGGAAGCAUUAGAGAUCGUCUCAGCAACUGUGAAGAUUAAUGGAAAAGAGGUUCCCAUGUGGGCUCGCCUCGCUGUCUCCGAGAAUGGGAUUCUCGAUAUUGCGGUCCUCCCAGGUCCUGGGUUCAGAAUAUAUCUAGCAAUCAGAGGUGGCUUCCCUGAAGUGCCACAAUAUCUUGGAUCCAAGUCGACGUCGAUGGGCCUUGGAGGCUAUCAGGGAAGAUCACUUAGAGUGGGCGAUCAACUUUCCUUCGGUUCGCAAUCAUCAUCAGAGCAAGAUGAAAUAGAUCCGAUAGCCUUCUUACUCCCCAAAAGCCUCAUCCCGGUCUACCCUCAAGAUUGGGUUAUUAAAGUCUUGGCCGGACCGUAUGAUGAUGCGUUAAUUUUGACCCCUGAAGGAAACGCCAAGUUUUACUCGACGAAGUGGUUCAUUAGUUCAUCAAGUAAUAGAAUGGGGAUACGGCUGGAGAGCGAUCAAAGCUUAGAUUGGGCCCGUCACACUGGUGGCGAGGGAGGGUCUCACCCGAGCAACAUUCUAGAUAACGGAUAUGCGUUAGGGACGGUUAACGUGAAUGGAGACACGCCCGUUAUCUUAACAAAUGAAGGACCAGACAUGGGCGGGUAUGUCUGCCUGUGUACCGUCGCAACUGGGGAAAGGUGGAAGCUGGGGCAAUUGAGCCCUGGUAGUACGGUGACCUUUCGCAAGAUUUCAUGGCAGGAUGCACAAGCUUGUAUGAAAGACUCGCUUAGAUGGAUUGAGACCGUACAGGCCGUUAUCGCUGGAUCUCAACCACAUGCGGGCUUCAUAGAUGGUGCUUUGGAAGGCGAAGGUAGGGAGUUAUCCGGAAUUCUCCUAUAUCAGGCUGGCGACUCUGCUAUUCUGGUAGAAUACGGCGAGAUGCGUCUAGAUUUCGUUCUUCGAGUGCGCGUACACGCGCUGGAAUCGGAAGUGCGUAAGAGGAACAUUAAAGGCAUAUGGUCGUUUGCGCCAUGCAUUCGAUCCACGUUGUGCCAUUAUGAUCCUUCGGUUAUCUCCCAGGCCGACGUACUCGCUGUCCUAUUAAACACGGAACGUUCAUUACCAGAUUCCGCAUUAGACCUCCAGUUUUUUGGGCGCAAGAUCACAUUCCCGAUCGUGCUCGAUGAUCAGUGGUGUCGUGAUGCCUUGCAACGAUACAUGCGAACAACUAGAAAUAGCGCUGUUUAUUUACCAAGCAACAUCGAUUACCUCGCGCGAAAUAAUGGUCUGGAGGGUGGUGUCGACGAGGCACUUCAGAAACUGAUGGAUUCUGCUUGGCUCGUUUUUGGCGUCGGAUUUUAUUUAGCUUGUCCUUUCUUAGUUCCAAUCGACCCACGGUGCCGUCUAGUCGGGCAGAAAAUGAAUCCUUCACGAACAUACACUCCCAGUGGAGCGGUCGGCAUCGCUGGUCCCGUGGCUGCCAUUUAUCCGGUCAUCUCGCCUGGAGGAUAUCAGCUGUUUGGGCGCACGCUUCCAGCUUGGCAAACUUGGGGAAAGGGGCCUGAUUUUGCCUCCGAUCGACCGUGGCUGCUUCAGCCAUUUGACCAGGUCUUCUUCGAACCUGUCAGCGAGGAACGCUAUCUCGAGAUUGAACAGGAAUUCAAUGCCGGACAGUACAAAUUUAAGAUCGAGCCUGCGGUCUUCUCCAUGGCAGCGUACAUCACAUUCACCGACAGCAUACAACAAGAGAUUGCGGAGUUUAAGCGGAAACAGGCAGAAGGAACAGCGAGAGAGGAAGCACGUGAGACCGAACUGUUGCGUGAAUGGCAGGCGCAGAAAGCGGUGAAAGCCCCACCUACGGUAUUGGUGGAUGAUACAGGUAUGGUAGUAGGCACAAGCGUCACUUCUUCCAUAUCAGCGUCUAUUUGGAAAAUCAAAUGCCAGCCUGAAGAUGUUAUACAAUCUGCCGAUGACAUUCUGGUCAUCCUCGAAGCGAUGAAGACCGAGAUCAAUAUUCUUGCAGGAGAAGAAAAUGUUGGCAAGGUAGUGAAAAGCCUGGGUAAAGGGAUUAGGGAAGGAGCAAGUGUACAAGUGGGGGACAUCCUCGCAUGGUUUGAAUAG